Messenger RNA from Orbilia oligospora ATCC 24927, 4464 nucleotides. RefSeq lists its product as uncharacterized. The record is from RefSeq and is a predicted model, not a curated record. Gene Ontology annotation, molecular function: UDP-glycosyltransferase activity; hexosyltransferase activity. The transcript has 6 exons. Gene Ontology annotation, biological process: carbohydrate metabolic process. Lineage: Eukaryota; Fungi; Ascomycota; Orbiliomycetes; Orbiliales; Orbiliaceae. The coding region runs from base 1 to 4464 and encodes 1487 amino acids.
AUGUCGUCCGAAGUCGAGGAUCGGCCAACACGGUUGGACCGUGUUGAUUUACCUCGGCGUGCACGACCCAGAUCCCACUCACCAGCAUUACCAGAACGUUUCAAGAUAGCUACCGAAGAUGAUCUCAAAGAUGUGACAUUAUCUGCUAGAGGUGGAAACUUUAGCAUGCAUCAGUCUGUCUUUCAGAUGAUUCAAGCCGCUGGUUCGAAAGCCGAUUUUCACAGGUUCGAUUCUGAUAUUGACGAAGAAGCGGAGGAAGAGGAUAGUGGUGAUGAAGAAACAAAACAAAGGAAGAUGGCAAAGAACUUUGUUGUUAAAGAAGGCUUGGAAAGUGCAAAUAAGGAACGCACCCAAGCUGUUACAGACCCUGAAAAGCAUGAUACCGCAGCUUCAAAGCGGCUCAGCGAGAGUAAAUUCCUACCUAGGAACAUAAUAAAAUCAAUACAACAGAAACGCCAUGAUAAGAAAUCGAAGCAUACGUCAAGUUCAGCAACUUCGACUACCCCUUCUGCUUCCGAGGAUAUCAGUUCAUCGACAGAGCUGCCUUCUAGCGAAGGAUCAUCCAUCCUCCCGUCCGUUUCACGAUCACCGGCAGGCGAGGUCCCUAGUUUAGCACAGUCAACGGUGACCGCUACUAACUCGGCCAUGGAGGCUACCCAGGAAGUUGGAGGCGAAGAUGUAUUAUUCCCUGAGUUUUCGAUCUCCCCAACUGCGCUCUCGGAGAAAGUUAAAGUCAUCUUUAACCUUCCAGAAUUGGAGGAGGUGAAAUCCGAAUACCCUUGUUGGCUGCUUAAAACCGUUCUCCUUCAAGGGUAUAUCUACCUUACGGAUCGUCAUAUUUGCUUCUUCGCUUAUAUGCCGAAGCAUCAGGACGCCGUCCUAAAAUCAGGACAUUUCUAUAAACGCGGCCGGAAGAAUCCCCGUUACGGCCGGUAUUGGUUUACUUUGAAAGGAGACGUUCUCUCCUAUUACGCGGAUGCUUCGGAUCUUUACUUCCCGAGCGGUAAUAUUGACCUUCGCUAUGCGAUACAUGCCUAUGUCGAUGAAGGAAGCAAAGAUCAUUCUUUUGCACUCGUCACCAAUUCUAGAAAGUACGAAUUCAAAGCAGACUCCGCGACAAGCGCUGCCGAAUGGACCAAGGCCUUAGAAAAAGUAAUCUUUCGGAUUCACAAUGAUGGCGAUAGUGUUAAGGUUGUCAUUCCUAUUGAGAAUGUACUUGAGAUCGAGAAAAGUCCUGUCAUCGAGUUCGCAGAGACCUUCAAGUUGAAGGUUGUGGCUGAUGAUGAGUCGUACGCUAUUGACGAGUACUUUUUUUCCUUCUUUUCGUUCGGCGCCGAGGCUUUCGAGCUUAUUAGGCUACUGGUGGAAGAUACAACGGCCCAAAAGAUUCCGGAACAUCUUUUAACUCGGGGAAAUUCGAAGAGAGCAAGUCUUGGCUGCUCACCGGUUCGUGAAAUGGCUCCUUCAUCGCCUACUGGACAGUCUAUACGGCAUUCGCUCGUAAUGGGUAUGCCCGCUUGGCCAGCUGCAACAGUUCACCUCAAGAGCCUGGACGGCCCCGUUGCGCCGUUGCUCCGAGAAGCGGUUCGAGAUACUUUACUUCCCGUGCCUACAUCUCCGGUGGUCGGUAGUCCCCGAACCAGCGGCGAAUAUGCCCGUCGAAGUUUUGACGUAACCAAUCGGCGGAGCAUCGACUUUUCCAGAAAAAGUAUGGAUAACAAUGAAGCCCGGAGUUCCUCGAUCGCGAGCGUUUUCAGACGAAAAACAAAGGGACGCAAGGCUUCCCCGCCUAGAUCGGCGGCAGCAUCCCCAUCGCGAGAAAUGUCAUCCAGCUCAUUCGUAAAGUCGAUGCAGAGUGAGCCGUCGUCAUUGGCUGAGUCGUCUGAUGCUAUCCCCAUGUCAUCAGAAAGUGAAGGAGAACUGGCAGCUAGCCAGUUCUUAUCGAGAAGUGAUGUUUUCCAACAAUCAUAUCCCGCUGGCACCGACCCGUCUGGAAUCAAUAGGGGUAGGUCCCCGACGCUGAAGGAUAACGCCGGUACUAUCGAUCCCCUUCCGGCGCCCCCGCUUAAUAUUCAUCCGCCCUCGAGAGCCGCCACAGACUUAGGAGUUCCUGUUAACGUCCCGGAAGGAUCUGUCAAGAAGAUUGAAUCCUCCCCGGGUGAGCUAGGUCGGCCGUCUCUAGAAGAGAGAACCUCCUCCGACAAGAGGUUUUCGUUGUCUAGUCCUAGUCUCGGAGACGUGUACAGGGUGGGAUCGUAUCCCAUACGUUCGGCCCAGGGCAUUGCCGACUGGAUGAAGCGCCGAUCGAAGGGGGUAGCAUCUGGAGGUAUGGGCUACUUCGGCAAAGUCUCAGAUAUGUGGACUGGUGGAAGGAAACAUUAUGAUGACCAGGGGCCGAUACCCAACGCUGACGCAGCUGGCGAUGUGGAUGCUGAUGAUGAGGAUGAAGGAGCAGCUACGCCUUCUGAACGUUUCCGACAAAGAUUCGCUCUUCCCGAAUCAGAAAAUCUUAUUGCAGUUUACUUUGGCUAUUUAUCCCGCGUCCUGCCUUUAUACGGCAAAAUAUAUCUUGGUGAUCAGCACUUCUGCUUCAGGAGUAUUGUACCUGGCACUAGAACGAGGAUGAUUCUGCCACUUCGCGACAUUGAGAACGUCGAUAAGGAGAAAGGGUUCCGAUUCAGUUACCACGGGCUUGUCGUGACCAUUCGCGGCCACGAAGAGCUCUUCUUUGAGUUUGCGGGUCUAGAAAACCGGGAUGACUGCGGAAGCACGUUGGCGAAAGCUAUAGAUAACUCUCGGCAAAUGCGCGAGAGCCAGUUGAUUACUGCUGAACAAAAGGCGAACGCAGAGAUCGCGAAGAAGGAGCAUGAUAUGCUACAGGAGGCCAGGUUAGAGGCAGGACAUCUAGAGCACGAGAUGAAACUUCCGCAUACAACGAACGAAGUGGCUCAGGGCCAUGGCAUGGAUGUGCCGCCAAUAGUAUUUGACGAUCCGCACACAUCUAUCAUCCACUUCAAGCCUAGCGAGCCUUUAAGAUUCACUUGUUUGACAAUCGGCUCACGAGGUGACGUCCAACCUUAUAUUGCUCUUUGCAAGGGUCUCAUGAAGGAAGGCCACAAAGCAAGAAUCGCAACCCACGCUGAAUUCAAAGAUUGGGUGGAGAGUCAUGGUAUCGAGUUUCGAGAAGUUGCUGGCGACCCUGCUGAAUUGAUGAGAAUAUGUGUCGAAAAUGGUAUGUUUACGAUUUCCUUCCUCAAGGAAGCGGCAGGGAAAUUCCGAACAUGGAUCGACGAUCUUCUUAGUUCAGCAUGGGCCGCUUGUCAGGAUUCCGAUGUCCUUAUUGAGAGCCCCAGUGCGAUGGCUGGUAUCCAUGUCGCCGAAGCGAUGAAGAUCCCCUAUUUCCGUGCUUUUACGAUGCCCUGGACUCGAACUCGAGCAUACCCUCAUGCUUUUGCUGUCCCUGACCACAAAAUGGGAGGUGCAUAUAACUACUUUUCUUACAUCAUGUUCGACAAUGUAUUCUGGAAAGCUAUCGCCAGCCAGGUCAACAGAUGGCGAAAGAAGGAGCUUCAUCUUAAAAGCACUAGUCUCGAUAAGAUGCAACCAAACAAGGUCCCAUUUUUGUAUAACUUCAGUCCUCACGUCGUUAUCCCUCCUCUGGACUUUAGUGAUUGGAUCAGAGUCACGGGAUACUGGUUUUUGGACGAGAGUCAAUCAAACUUCGAACCGUCACCGGAAAUGAUUGAAUUUAUGCGCAAGGCAAGGGAGGACGGGAAGCCUAUUGUUUAUAUCGGCUUUGGGUCAAUUGUCGUGGCUGAUCCUCAGGCACUCACACAAACUGUUGUAGAUGCCGUUGUAAAGGCUGAAGUUAGGUGCCUGCUCUCCAAAGGGUGGUCCGAUAGAUUGGGGAGAAAGGACGCCAGUACUCCUGAGAUACCUCUCCCUGACUGUAUUCUUCCAAUCAAGGCGACCCCUCACGACUGGCUUUUCAAGCAUAUCGACGCUGCAGUACAUCAUGGUGGCGCCGGUACGACAGGUGCAAGCUUGAGAGCUGGUCUUCCUACAGUUAUUAGCCCGUUCUUCGGGGAUCAAUUUUUCUUUGGUGGAAGAGUAGAGGAUCUCGGAGUUGGUGUCUGUUUAAAGAAAUUAAACGUCAAGACAUUAGCCGAAGCUAUGUGGCUAGCUACAAACAGCAAUCGUAUGAUUACAAAAGCUCGGGUCUUGGGCGAACAAAUUCGAUCAGAGGAUGGAGUACAAACGGCUAUUCAAGCCAUUUACCGAGAUAUGGAAUAUGCAAAAUCUCUCAUCAAGAACCCACAGCAAGAGGCAUCCGAUUCUGCGGAGGAGUCUUGGACCUUUGUCAAUCGUGAUGAGGAUGACGCAGAUAUUGCGCGAAGAAACUCGAUAAAAGAUACUAAUUCAGACGAUAGCAGCAGCAAGAUUACUGGGGCGUCGACGCCGUAA